AUGCCUCUGGCGCUGGCGCUGCUGCUGCUGCUGCUGGGCCUGCGUGCCCCCGGAGCCCGGGGCUGCCUGCAGUGUGACCCCUCGGUGCAGGAGGCCCUGAGCCAGCUGCGCUUGGCCCUCGUCCCGAAGCGCUUCCUUCAGGAGCAGCUGCGGGUCCGCGCCCGGGCCUUGCUGCUGGGCAUGGAGGGGCCUUUCUUCCGCGACUACGCUCUGAACGCGUUUGUGGGGAAAGUGGGGAUAGAUCACCUGAAACACGUGGUGUCCUUUAUCAAGAACCAAACAGGCCACUUAAUGGUAAAUUCUCUAAGAGAUGAGCCCCUGCUGGAAGAACUGGUGGCUGUCAGGGAGAGAGUCCUCAAAGAACUCAAGAAAGGUUUAAAAUUGUAUAAAGUAAAAGCCUGCAAUCACAGAACUUGCCACUUGAUGAAAGAAGUAGUCUUGGACUGUUUACAUUGCCAGAAGAUCAGUCCCAGCUGUAUCAAAAGAAAGUACUGUUUUGCUGACAGGCAGCCGCGCAUGAACCUGCAGUACGAGAAGGGGCAUGGAUACCAGCAGAAUCCAGCCGUGUUUGGUGGCACCGUUUCCGUGUUUCUGGCUGUCCUUGCCUUCGGGGUCAUUGUGGCUUCGGCUGUUACUUACAGGCAAAACCGAAAACUCCUGCUGCAGUAGGGCCGUGGUUUCAGGUUUGUAAGGGAAAAGGAAAAGAAGUUUAAUAAAGUCUAUGAUAAAUUC
This is a messenger RNA of Suricata suricatta (meerkat), 732 nucleotides long. It is a transcript of the gene IZUMO2, whose product is annotated as IZUMO family member 2. The transcript has 7 exons. Lineage: Eukaryota; Metazoa; Chordata; Mammalia; Carnivora; Herpestidae. The record is from RefSeq and is a predicted model, not a curated record. The coding region runs from base 1 to 669 and encodes 222 amino acids.